Rhipicephalus sanguineus (brown dog tick) is the source of this 2667-nucleotide messenger RNA. Its product is annotated as peroxidase. The transcript has 15 exons. Gene Ontology annotation, molecular function: peroxidase activity; heme binding. Lineage: Eukaryota; Metazoa; Arthropoda; Arachnida; Ixodida; Ixodidae. Gene Ontology annotation, biological process: response to oxidative stress. The record is from RefSeq and is a predicted model, not a curated record. Bases 462 to 2654 code for a protein of 730 amino acids.
UAAUCAGUCCGGGCUAGGGUUUCACCCGCGGCUUGUCUGUUUGCGUCCGGCGCAAACUUUCCUCGUCGACGCUUUUUCGGAUCGCCUUCCGAGGCCUGCGCUUCAGCGACGUCGUCGUCGUGAUCGGCGUCAGCUAGCGCGUGGCAAGACCCAGCCAGCCACCGCGCCUGUCCGCCGCCAUGGGACUGUCGGUGGCAAAGCACAUCUUGUUGCUUGUGUCCCUUCUCGUAGCAUGCAGCGCCGCCAGUGGCAAUGCAGUGGACGAAGCGGGCGAUCGCGCAGAAGACCCUGUAACCGAGCCUUACGCCGCCAAGCAGCUCAACGCUCCUGCCGAACACACGGUCACCGCGGGUUUACAGUCCUGGCCGAUGAUGCUGUCUCUCCGCUACCGACCGACGGCACUGGCCCGUUAACGGCGGUCGAGAAAAGCCCGCAGGACGAGGAGCCUGCUGAGGGACAGAAUGAAGGCGUACAGGACACCGCGCAGGGAGACAUGGCCGUGGCCGAGGAAAGGUCGGGCAGGCCGUACGCCCCUGUGCACAAGGCACCUCCGCACCAACACCACCAGCAGAAACCGUACCAGCACCCACCACCUCCACCACCGCGGCCUCCGCCACCGGCGCCACCUGUGGUACACGCCGUGGCCCCUAAGCAGUGGCCCACGUCCUGUUCCACCCGCACCGCACCAUCCCCACCCACCUGCGCCACCUGUCGCAAUGCCGAAGCCUCCUCACCAGCAUAUGAAAUUGCCGCCGCCGCCGCCCCCUCCUCCACCUCCACCUCCUCCUCCACCCCCUUACGCUGGUAAGCCAAUGGUUGUCCCAGUGCGUCCGGGACAUGGCCGGCCGCGCAAGCUGGACAAGGAACAGAAGCGGCUGCUGCCCGUCCGUUGCAACCCGAACGCCCGCUACCGCACGCACGACGGUUCCUGCAACAACCUGCGCUACCCUUGCUGGGGUCGUGCCGGGGAGUCGUACGGACGCCUGCUGAAGCCCGACUACGGGAACGGAAUGUGGACCAGCCGAAAGGGCGCGUAUGGCCGCAAACUGCCCAACCCUAGGCUGGUAUCCAUGGCGCUGUCCGGCACCUCCUGGCAGUCAAGCGACACGGAGUAUAGCUAUCACUCGGACCUGAUCGUACACUUUGGACAGCUCCUGGCUCACGACCUCACAUCGUCCGCUACGUUCACCACCGCCCAGGUGGUCGAUGGCAAGGUCACCAAGGCUCCGCCCAAGUGCUGCGGUAAGGGCGUUAAGCCUCACCCAGAGUGCUGCCACAUCACCAUGGAUCACAAGGACGAGUUCUAUCCCAUGGGCCACUGCAUGGACAUGGUCCGGUCCAGCGCGUACAACUCGAGCCGCACCGCUUGCCCCAGAAACAGUCCAGGGGAUUACAGGGAACAGAUAAACGAGGUGACGUCAUUCCUAGACGGCAGCGUCGUUUACGGCAGCAGUGAAGAGGAGUCGAAGAAGCUCCGCAGCGACGACGGCAAGGGAGCCAAGAUGAAAGUGGACAAGUCCAGUUUGUACAUUCCCAAAGGCCUGCUGCCGCGCAAAAGCGAAGGGGAUUGCAACAGCUACAUGCCUGGCUGCGACAAGCAAUGUUUUAUGGCCGGGGACCAGCGCGCGUCGCUGACGCCCGUGAUUGCUUCGCUGCAGACGCUUCUGGUGCGCGAGCACAACCACAUCGCCGAUGAGCUCAAGAAGAAAGGCUGGCCCGACGAGAAGGUCUACAAUGUGGCCAGGAAGAUGGUCGGCGCCUGCCUACAGGUCAUCACGUACAAGGAGUACCUGCCGCACGUUCUCGGUCCGGGCAUCAUGGAGGACUACCGGCUGUCGAUCCCGACGCCGCACUACUACUACAACGCGACGCUGAACCCGUCGCUGCUAAACCCGUACGCGACGGCCGCCAACCGGGUGUCGCACGCCGCGGUGGGCACCAAGUUCCACCGCGAGGGCCAGAAGUGCUUCCACACGACGCGCGUCUCGUACGACCUGAACACGCUCGACGACUUCUGCAAGCCCAAGACGGACCCCGUGCGUGCGCUCAUCAUGGGCGCCGCCUACCACAACAUGCAGCACCAGGACACCGUCUACAGCAAGGAGAUCACGAGGUUCCUGUUCGCGAACCCACCGAACCAGUUCGGCAAGGACCUUCUGUCGCUGGACGUGAACCGUGGCCGAGACCACGGGCUGCCAUCGUACUUGCACUACCGAGUGCUCUGCGGCUUGAAGCCCGUCUACUCCUUCGACGACUUCAAGAAGGAGAGCAAGUCGUACGACGCCGUGAACAGGCUCAAGGCCGUCUACGGGAACUACUUCGAGGACCUGGACUUGAUUGCUGGUCUGGCGCUGGAGACACCCGUGCACGGCUCCUUCUACGGGCCCACCACGCUGUGCAUCUUGGGAGAGGAGUACUACCGGAUCAAGUACGCGGACCGCUUCUGGUUCGAGAACCUCUACCACCCGGGGGCCUUCAGCAAGGAACAAGUCCAGGACAUCGCCAAGGUGACGCUGGCAACUCUCAUCUGCCGCAACACGGAUGUGGAGUACGUACAGCCGAACGUCUUCAAGAUGGCCGGCGCAGGCAACGCAAAGGUCAGCUGCAAGACCAUCUUGGCGAAGACCGACUACGACUACAAUCUGUACAAGUAGCCAAAAUAAAGAA